Acanthosepion pharaonis is the source of this 528-nucleotide messenger RNA. NCBI's taxonomy places the organism in Eukaryota, Metazoa, Mollusca, Cephalopoda, Sepiida, Sepiidae. The record is from the annotation of a GenBank genome assembly.
AUGCGCCCUCCCCUACCAAAGCUGCAGAGCAUGCGAAAUUUAUACGCCUCCCCUACAAAAGUUACUGAGCACGCCAAAUCUAUGCGUCCUCCCCUACAAAAGAUAAAGAGCUCGCUGAAUUUAUGGCCUUCCUUACAAAAAAAAAAUAAAGAGCACACCAAAUUUAUGGUUCCUCUCCUACAGAAGUUCCACAUCAAUGAUGUCAAGUUCUUCUCUCUUUUUAGAAACGUAUUCGCAAACAAAUUCAAUGAUGUACCAUUUCUUUCUUGCUACAAAGUUCCAGCCGCCGCCGCCGCCGCCGCCGCCGCCUUCUUCUUCUUCUUCUUCUUCUUCUUCUUCUUCUUCUUCUUCUUCUUCUUCUUCCCUUUUGUUGCUCUAUUCUAUGCUGAAAUAUUCUGCUUUUCUUUUCUUUUUCAUACUCCUCUCUACGCUCUUAGUGCUUUUCUUUUCUUUUUCAUACUCCUCUCUACGCUCUUAGUGCUUUUCCUUUCUUCAUACUCCUCUAUAUCUUUUUUCAUUCUCUUCUAA